Parathielavia appendiculata is the source of this 913-nucleotide messenger RNA. RefSeq lists its product as uncharacterized. The transcript is spliced from 2 exons. The coding region runs from base 208 to 708 and encodes 166 amino acids. NCBI's taxonomy places the organism in Eukaryota, Fungi, Ascomycota, Sordariomycetes, Sordariales, Chaetomiaceae. The record is from RefSeq and is a predicted model, not a curated record.
CCGUUUAAGGAGCCUUUCGUGCGCACGGAGGAUUGCACUGGCGCGUCGGAUGCCACAUGUAAAAGCCAGGACUUACCCUUGCUCAGGGGCAUGGUCGGCCUCCUCCUCUUCGUCGCGGUUCUCAAAACCCUUCCAGCGUAGGUCUGUAUUAGAUCGCCUUUCUGAUGCCAUUUCUUUCACAUCUGGAAUCACUGAGCCACUACCAAUAUGACUAUCCAGAUGAAGAUGGCAACGACCCCAGGCACAACAACACCAUCAGCACCCUCAGCACCAAGUUCGGGCAAUGCUCGUCUGCGAGGUAUCGCCGAAGCCCUUGGCUGUUCCAGGCUGCCUCCACCGCUUCCCAGCAUUGAGACGGCGGCGGCGACGGCCCCCCCGCUACGAGUGGAACCCCGCUGGCGUCCGGAUCCAUGCCCGUUGUCGUGGUGCAAGCACGGGGCAAUGGCCGCCGUCUACCGAGAGCGUCUAGGGUGCUCGUGGUGCGGUCGAGAGUCACCCUUCGGGUGGCUCCAUCACAGUGUCACGGACAAGGACCCUCUCAUUCUCGAGGCGAAGGUCAAGGGCGAUACUAUCGUGGCCGAUGACGUUAUUGGGACCCGGUUCGUUGACUUUAUGUUCCGGGGAGGUUUGAUCCCGAUCGACAGAACAAGGAAGACAGUAUCUUCCAUGAGAUGUUGGCGCAGCAGCUGUUGUCAUACUUGCCGGUAGAACUUGCUAUCCUGUCAUUGCGUUGUGAACAUGUAUAUCGGCCCCUGAUAGACGUUUGUCUCCCUAACAUUAUACUCUGUCUAGGUUCGAAAAGCGAUUGCUGAGAGUCGUAGCCGGGGCCGCUCUCGCUCUGUCCCUCCCACGAGGACGCGAAAUCCCGACGACGUUAGGCCGUGGGUACCCAGCCGGGAAUAGAAGUGUCAGC